UUGAACUGUAUGGGAAGAAGUGGCUAGAAGCCAUUUAAAAUAAUAUAGAAAAUUUCAAAGAAAUGAUAUAAAAUAAUAAAAGUAAAAUCUAAAAUAUAAUCAGAAAAAUUAUUAUUUUUUUACUUGGUUGGUAAUAAUGAAGUCUGACUGCUGGAUGUUAUUAAUUGUGGCUUGAAAUCAUCAUAAAACAAAACGAACUGUUUUGAACUAGCAAUGCAAAAUAGCAUGGAUUUUAGUGACCUGAUGAACAGGGCUUCAAAGAAUCAAGAAAACGUGGUGAAUAAUGUUAAAAAUAAAAAGUCCAAAGACAAUGGCUCAAAUCAAGUUUCAAGUGCGGCAGUUAAAGCUUUUUUGGCGCGACAAAAUGCCGAGAAAAUCAAGCAAAAAGAACAGGAAGAAGCUGCCAGACGAGCGAGAAUACAAGCACGACUGCAGGGAAAGCAACUGGAUAAAUCAAAGACAAAGACGAAUACUGAAGAUGUUAAUAAAGCUGGUGAACGAACCCAACAAACUUCUGCAAUAAAUAAACAUACACGGAGAGGUUAUGACUCGACUUCUUCUAUAUCCAAAAAACAGUCAAAACACAAUUUAGCUCAAAAGAAAAAGUCCGAAGAUGAAAGACAACUUUCAAAGUCGAAAGAGAAUGAAAAGUUGAAAAAUUCGUCUCAAGAAAGGACUAAUACGACCAUAGAAAAGAAACAUAUUGGAAAAGUUAAAAAACCUCCACCACCAAAUUUGAGUUUUCAGGAAUUGAUGAACGUUGCUAAAAAACAGGCGGAUAAUCCCGAAGCGUUCCGAGCUGUGAACGAGCAAACAUCGGGAAACGAUAGUCGGGAGAGAACACAAACGAAUGAUCAAUCCAUGAACGAUUGGAGAAAUGAGGAAAUAAGAAUUCCAGGGAAGAAUUAUAAAGGUACUGGUAAUAAUGAUCGAAAAAAAGACACAGUUUCGCAAGAUAAACAAAGUUCGAAAAAGACGGAGAAAAAGUUACCAGAAAGUAAACAUACAAAAGGAAAAAACUCCGAAAGACAGGAUCAAAUAUCAUCGGAAAUUCGCCAUCGGAAAGCUCCGUCGACUGUCGAUCGAAAAGUCUCAAAAGGAAAUAAUCCAAAAUUGUCUAAAAAUUCAAAUGUAGAUUUGAGGGGUAAAACAUUUCAGAAACCAAAAGUGAUGACGAUAGAACGUGAAACAAUUUCUCAGAAAGACUAUGGCACGCCAAUGAAAUACCAAGGACAUAAAGAAUAUUUUCAACGUAAAAGACGACACAACCCGUACGAGGAGGAAGAGGAAGAGGAUGAUGACUUUAUUGAUGAUAGCGAGGAGGCACCAGAUACUAUUUCUAGUUACAUCAAGGAAAUUUUCGGAUACGACAAGAAUAAGUUUCGUGGUCGAGAUGAAGAUACUAGCAACAUGGAGUCAAGUUUUGGCGACAUUCAAAGAGAAGAAGCAAAAAGUUUACGAAUCGCUAAACUUGAAGAUGAAGUUGAAAAAUUGAAAGAAAGUUACGAACUCAACAACAACAACAACAACAGAAAAAAAGGAAAAAGUUAAAACGUUAGCUCCUGCUUUAGCUGGGUGACUGAAAAAUGGUAAAUUUUAAGAAGAUAUUUAUUGUUCAUUGUGUCAUAUUACUAUAGUCUCUGUGGUGUAGUAUCAUGCUGUAAUGACGUUUUGGGGUCGGCUGUAUGAAGCCUGUUUACUUUAAAGCCCUGUUACACUGCAAUAGACCUUAUGCAUAAUGACGUAACAAGCUGAGAUACCUGCAGGGAAUUCUGGUC
Dendronephthya gigantea is the source of this 1778-nucleotide messenger RNA. RefSeq names its product protein SPT2 homolog. Bases 214 to 1551 code for a protein of 445 amino acids. NCBI's taxonomy places the organism in Eukaryota, Metazoa, Cnidaria, Anthozoa, Malacalcyonacea, Nephtheidae. Gene Ontology annotation, molecular function: DNA binding; histone binding. Gene Ontology annotation, cellular component: nucleolus. The record is from RefSeq and is a predicted model, not a curated record. Gene Ontology annotation, biological process: nucleosome assembly; regulation of DNA-templated transcription. The transcript has 6 exons.